Molecule: messenger RNA, 1011 nt
Organism: Loa loa (African eye worm)
Lineage: Eukaryota; Metazoa; Nematoda; Chromadorea; Rhabditida; Onchocercidae
Exons: 7
Coding region: 1-1011 (336 amino acids)
Biological process (GO): molting cycle, collagen and cuticulin-based cuticle; proteolysis
Molecular function (GO): zinc ion binding; metalloendopeptidase activity
Source: RefSeq, a predicted model, not a curated record
AUGAAGCAGGUUAUUAUCAUUUAUGCUCAAUUUUUCAUUUAUUUCAUUAUUCAUUCUGUGGAAAAUUAUCGAACGCCGAAAGUAUCACGACAUACGUUAGAUCAUAUCAAACAACUUAUCACUCUAAAAGCACAAAGGCAGAUUGAGAAGAUUGAUGAUAGAAUAUUGGCUGAUCAAAUAGUAUUAGAACGAAGGAAUCCGGAAGCAAAACGGCAUCAUAAUGAAUUAUUGAUCAAUGAUCCGGAUGCAUACUAUCAAGGUGAUGUCGAUUUGUCGGAGAAGCAAGCUGAAAUGUUAAGCAAACAUUUGAAAAGUGAAAUUGUUUUGAAAGAAAAAGACGAUGAAAUAAAACGCCAAAAAAGGAGUGUUGGCCUUGAACCGUUUUAUGUUCGAUGGGAUCAUAAACAUCCAAUCAGUUAUGAUUUUGCGGAAACAAUUCCAUUCGAAACACGAGCAAAAAUUCGUGCAGCAUUAGCAUUAUGGGAAGAACGAACAUGUAUACGAUUUCAGGAAAAUGGCCCAAAUGUGGAUCGGAUUGAAUUUUUUGAUGGUGGUGGUUGUUCAAGUUUUGUUGGCCGAACAGGAGGCACGCAAGGAAUUUCAAUUUCAACACCAGGAUGUGAUAUUAUUGGUAUAAUAUCACAUGAAAUUGGUCAUACAUUGGGAAUAUUUCAUGAGCAAGCACGAUCAGUAAUGCAUUAUGGACCAUAUGGAUUUGCAGCAGAUCCAUACAUACCAACAAUUACAACACGUAAUAAAUUUCAGCAAUACACAAUUGGACAACGUGAAGGACCAUCAUUUCUGGAUUAUGCAGCUAUAAACAUAGCUUAUCAUUGUACGGAACAAUGUCCUUCUAUUCAUUGCGAUCAUAAUGGUUAUCCGAAUCCUAAUAAUUGUGACAAAUGCUUAUGUCCAGAUGGUUUUGCUGGUCGUACCUGUCAAUUUGUUCAAUAUACAUCUUGUGGUGCUCUUAUUAAGGUAAGCAUUGCUUUCAUUUUGUUUCUUUUCUGA